Pelobates fuscus (common spadefoot toad) is the source of this 1179-nucleotide messenger RNA. RefSeq names its product N-ribosyldihydronicotinamide:quinone dehydrogenase 2 (gene NQO2). Bases 309 to 1001 code for a protein of 230 amino acids. The record is from RefSeq and is a predicted model, not a curated record. Gene Ontology annotation, cellular component: cytosol. Gene Ontology annotation, molecular function: NAD(P)H dehydrogenase (quinone) activity. The transcript is spliced from 6 exons. Lineage: Eukaryota; Metazoa; Chordata; Amphibia; Anura; Pelobatidae.
GGCAUGAACAAUACAAAUCAACUACAAUACCAGGGAAUUCUUGCACACUGAAUGAAUGCUACAAGCUGUAACACAAAAUCUUCAUGCUAUGCACGUGUAUGCAUCUAGUUCCGUGCUGACAGUGCUGCUGAAUCUCUCUGUUCAUGUGAGCUGACCAGCCCGCUCUGUCUUCUAAAUUAAAAAUACUGCUGCACACUGAACAGCUCAAUAAAGCCUUUUCUGAAACCCAUUAACCGUACUCUUCAGGAUCUCAACUAUCAGUUCUGUUAAACGGUAUCAUUGUAUGUAAACAUCAACAAGAAUAUAGAAUGCCAGGAAAAAAUGUUCUAAUAGUGUAUGCGCACCAGGAGCCAAAGUCCAUGAAUGGAUCUCUGAAAAACAUUGCGGUAGAUGUAUUACAGAAGCAAGGAUGCAGCAUCAUCAUAUCGGAUCUCUAUUCAAUGAAUUUCAAUGCAGCAGCAACCCGAAAUGACAUUACAGGAGAUCUAUGCAAUCCACAGCACUUCCGUUAUGGAGCAGAGACAAUGGAAGCAUUCAAAAAAGGUGUUUUGUGUGAUGAUAUACUCAAAGAACAGGAAAAAGUUAAAGUAGCCGACUUAAUUAUAUUUCAGUUCCCUUUGUAUUGGUACAGCUUUCCUGCCAUAAUGAAGGGUUGGAUAGAUCGAGUAUUUGUACAGGGCUUUGCCUUUGAUUUUCCAGGUUGUUAUGAUACAGGAUUACUGAAGGAUAAACUAGCUCUACUCUCAUUCACUACUGGUGGAACAAAGGAGAUGUUUUCUAAGGAUGGGAUGAAAGGUGACAUCCGGUAUGUGCUUUGGCCCAUGCAGCAUGGCAUAAUGCAUUUCUGUGGUUUCAAAGUCCUUGCCCCACAAAUUACUUAUGCACCAGAAUAUGUUGGAGAUGAAAAAAGGAAAGACAUGCUGCUCUUAUGGGCAAGGAGGCUGGAGUCCAUCUGGGAUGAGCGACCUAUAGAGUGCACUCCACCAUGGUACUUCCAGUAGAGAACCUGGAUGAACCAGGUGAAGAUCAUCAAGUAUGCUAUUUAGAUGUGAAGACGAUACAAAAACAUCUACCACUGCACAUCAUAGCUAUUUGACGACACAAGCUCAGUGAUUGCUCUAUGCAAAGUUGCACUACAAUUUCUCUAUUGUGUGCAGUGUGUUAUAACUUGUAUCAAUA